GGCGUACGUGACACGUCUGCGCUGCCGGAUGUUCCAAGAUGGCGGCGGCGUUUGCUGCUUUUGCUUCUGCCUGCCUGUCACCGAGGCACCGUUAAAGCCGGUUGGCGCUGCUUGUGCUACUGCUGAGCGAGCGGUAAGCAGUGAGUGCAUGAAGUGAAGCCAGUUCCAUAGCAUCCUCCAGUAAUUCUCCUGAGCAACUCAACUAGGAGUCUGUCAUGCAGCCUCCGCCACAAACCAUCCCCACUGGGGCAGGCGGGCCCCCUCCACUGGCAACAUCACAGAACAUGUAUUGGCGAAGCAAUCCGUUCGGCAAGCGGGCCACCGUGCCAGUCUCUGCAGCCGCAGGCCCGGUGCAACCCGUGACAGACCCCUUUGCCUUUGGCAAGCAAGCCCCACAAGGCACCCAGUUUGCUGCCAGCAACAACCCCAGAGGCAAUCCACCUGUUGUGCAAGACUUUUCUCUAGCAGCGUUUCCUCCACAUGCAGCAGACAGUCCUCAUGGUCUGCUCUCAUUUUCCCCAGCAGCGCCUGCCUCUCAACCUGGAGGAAACAGUGCAUUUUCGAGUGUGGCAGCCCCCAUGCCAUUGUUUGCUCCACAAGUCACAAACAGUGCCGAAACGCCUUUUAGCAUUGAGCCUGGCAAGCGUACCCAUAGCCCUCUGGGGCAGCAUCAUUCCAUGGGGAUCGCUCUUGAAAAUUCUGUCAGCGGGCACCAGGGGUUGGCUCCUAUGCCAGACAGGCCUCUGAGCAGGCAGGAGGCUGGUGGGAAUCCAAGCAACCCUGCUUCCCUGUCAGCGUCUUUGUCUUUCUUCUCUCCUGCCCAGCAAACUGUGCCUCAGUGGAAACCCUCCCAAGGGAGCUCAGGGCCACCUCAGGGCCAGGCUUAUUCUUCCUACCCAGAGCCACCAUCCCAAAACACCCACUAUGCUGUAACUCAGUCUGCUGCUGGUGUUUCCCAGCCAGGUCCCCACAUGGAGCCCCAUCAGAAUUCUCCGCAGCAGCCUCUCGUUCACAAUGCUGCUCAGGCCCCAUUGAUGUAUGGCGAUGUCUCCAGCAUGACUUCCAGCCAGAGCUCUGGUCACCAUCACACUGCUUGGCAAAACACAGGAGCAGGGUGCCCUUGGCCCGGCCACCUCCCUCAAGAACACUUUUACCUGCAACCUCUUGAAACAACUUACACUCUUGGCAAUCCCACCACUCAAGAAAACGAAUCCUCAGCUGAACCUCAAGGCGCAUCUGAAGCGGCCAGCAGGCAGUGCCCGACCAAUACUGAUUCAGGUACAGUUUCCAUGUUUUUCAAAGGAGAUGAGGCUGAGAAUGAGGAAAUCCUUUCAUCAGAAGGAGCCGAGCAGGCCAGCAGCAGCGCUGACACUUUUCAACAGACGAUGGGCCACACAUACUACCAGCCCCUCCACUCUCAGCAGAUCCCGGCAGCGUCUUUCUCUCCUAUGCAGGCAAGCACAGCUGAGGGCCUGGAAGCUCAGCAUCCCUUCAGAGCCACCUGUGAGCCACCUGAUGCCCAGGCUGGCAAAAGUGCAGCCUUCCUCACUGAAGACAAAGCCAGCCUUGCCGAUGCUCGAGGGCCUGUCAGUACGCAGUACGAAAACAUUGAGAACCUGGAGUGCGUUCCAAACCAGGAAGUCCUGCCGAGCGAGCCUACAAACCACAGUCGUUUGUCUCCCGGGGUGGCCCCAGAUCCGACCAGGUACACCUCACUGCUAGGCCCAUCACUGCCGAAGUCUAGCGCCACCAGCCGUCUGGAAAGAGGGCCAAACCUUGAAGCGCCUGAUCUGUUGCCUCACCCCAUCCGGUCCGACAGUGUCUCCUCCAACUACAGCAGCCUGAGCCAGUGGAGUCUCCCCAGCGCAUCUCAGCCACAGGAGCUGGGCACAUUUAUCCAGCAGGAGAGCGGGAAGCUCCCAGAGGAGGAGGCAUCAUCGUCUUCCUCCAUGGGCUUCUUCAAGCAGAUUGAUUCCUCCCCUUUGGGAGGGGAUGGUAGCAGGCAGAGCCCUGGCAAGAGUUACCACCACAGCGGCCCUCUGUCCCAUGCACCCACCCCAAGCCCCCCCAAGCCCAUGGGGGUCUUUCAGACGAGCGCCAACAGUUCAUUCGAGCCUGUCAGGUCGCAUGGGUUGGGGGUCAAGCCCCCUGAGGCUGACCAAGCAAAGAUGGUGGCCGAGCUGAGAGAGAGCCUUUCAAGUGCCAAGAAGAGCCAGGCCACCCCAGUCGCCUCACCGGGGAACCUGGAGCAGCCUCCCGAUAAUCUGGAGACCCUUUUCGUGCCCCGGGACUACCCCUUGCCUCUCACAUUGGGGAGUGGUGCUGCAGGGCCUCUGCAACCCAGCGGUGGGUCCUUGGCGGAAAACGUGCAGUCGGUCCCUGAGAAGAAACUGCCAGGCAGGGCCCAGGGAAACAGGAAAAAAUGUGAGAGCCCAGCCACUACGCUCUGGGCCCAAAGUGAGGUGCCAAAUUUUGGGGGGAAUGUGCUGUUGGCCCCGGCUGCUCCAGCAGUGCAGGUGCCGACCAAGCAGGCAGCCCAGGUGCUCCAGCCACCCGAGGAAGGUUUGCCUGGCCAGCAGUCCCUCUCACCAGGGUCCGUUCCCCACCCACCAUCCCUGGCUGGGAAUGUGUCUUCCGAAAACUUGGAAAACCCUCCCAAGCUGGGGGAAGAAGAGGCUCUUCGCUCCCAGGCGAGUUCGGGUUACGCAAGCCUCCUCUCCUCCCCACCUACGGAGGCUCUGCAGAACCAGCCCGUCCUGAUCGCCCAGCCGAAUCAAAGCUACAGCUUGGCUCAGCCAGUUAAUUUCUCCCUCACUGAUCAGCUGAGCAAGAGUGAAAGCAGCCACUUGGCAAAAGAUCCCGGGGGUGGCAAUAAGCCUCUGCUGGGCUUCCACACCAGCAGAAACCCUCAUAGUGAAACCAUGCCUCUGGGGCAACCCAGACCUGCAGGUCAGGCAUCUGUUUCUGCUGCUGCUCUGUCAAAUUCUAAUUUUUUACAAAAUCCCCUCGGCACUUCUGAAAUGGCCUCGAAUAAGCCUUCCCCCUCACUGAUGCACCCAGCCUCCGAAGGCACCUUCAACUUAGCUUCCGAAAGCCAAAAGGCUAGUGUUUCAGAAGGGCUUCCUUCAGACUUGUCUGGCAAGUCUAGGGCUAAUGCCUCCAGUGUGACGUCAACCCCUCUGACCCUCGCUACGGGCCCUGUGAACAGCAGUCCCAAGAACUCAGGCAGUCAGGAGCUUCCCAGAGUACUAGAUUUCACGGUAGCAAAGUCCCUAGAGCAAAGCAGCACCACCAGCUGCACCCAGGUGCAUAACCAGUCACUCUCCAGUGGGCUGGUGUUUGGUCACCCUGGCCGAGGGGAGAAUGAGGUUCAGGAUCCACAGCAUUUCUAUCAGCAGGUCACAAAAGAUGUGCAGCUUCCGGGUGGCACUUCCCCCCAGCAGCAGCAGCAGCAGCAGCAGCAGCAGGUAGCAUCCUCAGGGCAGCCCCAUGCUCCGUCCAACCCCCAGGUGCAUCCUGGAAGCAGCUCUUCCCAGCAGCCCCCAGGCCACAGGACUUAUGAGGCUGAUGGGGGUUUGGUCACCUACGCUCAGGCGUCCAUGGAGAGCAAGCCAGUGUCGUCGAGCCAACCUCAGAGUGCUCCGGCUGCCACCAGCCAGACUAAUGCAGUGACAGUGGCUGGUCAGCCAGCCGGGAUCCCCUCUCAGCAUGAGCCGCAGCACCCGCCGCCUUCUCAGACCCCCUGCCAGACCACCUUCAUCCAGCCACAGAACCCUUACUACUACUAUGGGCACCCCUACAACAGUUAUCCUUCGUACCAGACGCCAUACCCUCCAGUGGACCCCAGGACUGCUCACCUUUAUUACCAGGAGCAUCCAUACGGCCGAUAUGAUCCUGCCUCCCAGCAUUAUGACACCACGGCACCCAGUAGGAACGCUAGGAGCUAUCAUCAGGGGGAGCCAGAACGCCCCAGCUCCAGAGCAAGCCACACCUCUGAUAAACCCUCCUCCAGGCAGGGAUAUCCUGAAGAUUACUACAACACCAAAGGCGGAUGGAAUGAUUACUACUCGGACUAUUAUGUAAAUCCCUAUGAUUAUGGAGGUCCAAGCCGUUACCCAUACGACGCCAGGUACAGAGACCCCAGUGUUUACGACCAGAGGUACUGGGAUUACCCAGAACAGCACCCUUACCAAAAGAGAGAGGCCUAUCCCUACGCAAACAGCCACGACCAGUAUGAGGAGCACUGGCAGUAUGACCCCCGUUUCACCGCCAGUUUUGAUGACCUAGAGCCUCGCCGGAACCACUAUGGGGACGAGUUUGACCGACACAGUGUUCACAGCGAACAGUCUGGCCACAGCCUGCGCAGCUCCCACAGCCGGCGGAGCAGCUUCAGCUCGCGCUCCCAGCAGAGCCAGCUGUAUCGAAGCAACCAUGACCUGACAGCUGGCACCUAUGAAGCGAAUCACCAACCAGUCUCACUCCACACAGAGUAUUCCUAUGACCACUUUGCCGAGCAGUCCCCUUUCAUGGACAGUUAUGCAACUCAAGCUGCGUGGAUGACUGUGGAACAAGCCCCUUCAAGGCCUCUGCCGCCUGAGAAAUUUUCAGUGCCCCAUGUCUGCUGCAGGUUCGGUCCUGGGGGCUACCUGAUCAAGGUCCUGGCAAACCUGCCUUCAGAGGGGCAGCCAGCUUUGGUUGAGAUCCACAGCAUGGAGAUGGUGAUGCAGCACUCUCUGGAGCAGGAGGAGAUGAGAGCCUUCCCUGGCCCCCUCACCAAAGAAGAGACUCACAAAGUGGAUGUUAUCAAUUUUGCCCAGAACCAAGCCACCCGGUGUUUUCAGAAUGACACUCUGAUCGACAAGGAGUCUGCCCGGCUCCUCUGGGACUUCAUCAUUCUCCUGUGCAGACAGAAUGGGACAGUCGUGGGCACAGACCUUGCUGAGCUCCUGCUGCAGGAUCAUCGCACAGUGUGGCUCCCAGGGAAAUCACCCAAUGAAGCUAACCUGAUUGACUUCACGAACGAGGCCCUGGAGCAGGCAGAGGAGGAGUCUGGAGAAGCCCAGCUCUCCUUCCUCUCAGACAGCCUCAUCGCCACCAUUGGCAACCUCGAGAAGGAGACAGACCGGUUCCGGGAGCUCUUGCUCUAUGGCCGCAAGAAGGACGCUCUGGAAUCAGCCAUGAAACACGGGCUCUGGGGCCACGCUUUGCUGCUGGCCAGCAAGAUGGACAGUAGGGCUCACGCAAGAGUGAUGACCAGGUUCGCCAACAGCCUCCCAAUCAACGACCCCCUGCAGACUGUCUACCAGCUCAUGUCCGGGAGGAUGCCCGCAGCAUCCACAUGCUGUGGAGAUGAGAAAUGGGGAGACUGGAGACCCCACUUGGCAAUGGUCCUUUCCAACCUGACAAAUAACAUGGAGGUGGAGCACAGGACGAUCACCACCAUGGGCGACACGCUUGCUUCGAGAGGCCUCCUAGAUGCUGCUCACUUCUGCUACCUGAUGGCUCAGGUUGGAUUCGGAGUCUACACAAAGAAAACAACUAAGCUGGUUCUGAUUGGCUCAAACCACAGUUCACCUUUUUCAAAGUUCUCCACCAAUGAAGCCAUCCGAAGGACAGAAGCCUACGAAUAUGCGCAGUCCCUGGGGACACAGCCAUGCUCGUUGCCCAAUUUCCAGGUUUUUAAGUUUAUCUAUGCCUGUCGACUGGCCGAAGUGGGGCUGGCCGCACAGGCCUUCCAUUACUGUGAAGUGAUUUCCAAAGCCAUCCUCAAGAACCCCUGUUACUAUUCCCCGGUCCUGAUUAGUCAGCUGAUCCAGAUCUCCCCUCGGUUGCGGCUCUUUGACCCUCAGAUAAGGGAGAAACCUGAGCAGGAAUUUUUUGAUGAACCUGAUUGGUUGGUACAACUUCGAAGCUUAGAUGGGCAGAUCAAGGAGGGCGGGAUCGCUUACAGCGCAGGGAGAUCCACACCUCAGCAAUAUGCCUGCAGCACACCAAGCUCUGAACUGGACCAUGUCAGUCAAAGCGAGGGGAUGGGGGCUGGUCAUGAGAUGCUAUCCGGCUCUGACAACCCACUCCUGGCCUCUUUGCUUCCUGGCACAGGUCACCCUGUGCAGCCGAGUGUCCAGCUGAUGCCUUCCGCUCCCCAGGCCAUCCUUGACAGCUCAGUCACUGCGGCACCUUCUUCCCAUUCAGAGGUUACUGGCCAUACGCCUUUCUACCCUGCGGCUCCUCCUUCUACAGGGCCAGGACCCAGCUAUGCCCAUGCCUAUGGAGCCGAGCAGAACCCUCCAUACCCCACGAUGGGGAUGGUGCCACAAACAGGUCCAUCCUCUCAAGCAAAUGAGCUUCAGCUGCAGGAGCAGCUCAACCAAGAUGCAGGAGUGCAAGGCGGCUCCCAGGAGACUCAAGCUUGGAAGGCCAGACCAGAGCCCAGAGAGGAUGACUUCUAUGGGAAGAUGGCAAGCAUGCAGGGCUCGGGCCGACGAUCCAGAUCCACCUCCCAGUCUUCUUCAGUUCACAUGGGCUUCGGGGUGCGAUCCCGGACCACCUCAGAAUCCUCUGUGCACUCUGUUGGGCGCGAGAGGCGGAACUCUGCAGCCAAGCAGCCCUCCCCGCCCCCACCGCCCAUCCCAGAAGGGAAGCCAAGCAAAAAAGAGCCUGAGCCUCGGAAGAGUGGAGCAACGUGGCUUGGCUGGCUGAUGGGGAAAGGCAAGAACGAAGCUCACCUCCCUGAUGAUAAGAACAAAUCGAUUGUCUGGGAUGAAAAGAAACAGCGGUGGGUCAACUUGGAUGAACCGGAGGAAGAGAGCAAGCCACCACCUCCACCUCCUUCAGGGUUCCCUCAGGUCCCUCAAGCAGUUUCCUCUGGAUCAGGAGGACCUCCCAACAGCUCCGUAAACAUGUUCUCCAGGAAAGCAGCAGGAAGCAGAGCCCGGUAUGUCGACAUCCUGAACCCUGGUGGGGCCAAGUCACCCAGUGGUGGUGCUGCGCCCCCUGCUCCAUCAGACCUCUUUGCUCCCCUGGCCCCCAUGCCCAUCGCAGCAAACCUCUUCGUCCCAAACUCAGUUCCAGAGGAUCAGCUGCCUUUGGAGGAGAAAGGGGCGGGAGGGCAGCUGAUGCCAGGAAGCCAGAGCAACCCUGGAGUGGCUGCAGAACCCUCAUACUUAAAUUCUGCCGUGUUGCCACCUGGCUCUGAGCUCCCUCCCUCCAACCCAGAGGACUCCCAGCCUGGAGAGCUUUCGCGCUCUAGCUCAAUGAGCUCAUUAUCACGUGAAGUAAGCCAGCAUUUUAAUCAGCCACCUUCAGGAGGACCCCCAGCCGGCACAGUCCAGUUUUACAACCCUUCCCAGUUUGUGCAGUCUGCUGCAGCUUCAGGAAACUCAAGACAUGGCAGAAUUGGACAGAGAAAAUACCCCACCUUAAAAUAGCACCCAGCAAGUCUGUCACCUGGGCCGUCACACAUGAAUUUACAAAGAAUUUCUCAAAAUCCCAUGCCACGUACAGAAUCUGUCCUCUCUCAUAUUGAGGGGAAGAUUUGUUUUGGUGGCUUUUCCCACUGAGACUCUUGACUUGCAUCAGUCAUCAAAUGCACCCCGUUACGUAAAAGCCAGCUGGAGUGUUCUAACUCCAGAGAGAGACAAAUCCCCAGUAAUGAAAUGGCUACUCUCUGCUGCAAGAAUCAAAAGAGAGGUGUGGAGAGGGCUGUCCUCCCCCCACCCUUUGGCUGACUUUGAUUGGAAUCCAUAUAUUCUUCAGUGGUUUCUGAAUGCUUUAGGAAAGGGGAGCUCUUUCCCAAUAUUUAGGGGGAUAUUUGUCACCUUUAACACUGCAGUUUGUGGCCUUACAGGGAUUGGGGCACAGUUUUAUGCAUAUAAAACCACCAGCCUGCAUUUGUUGCUUAUCCUGAAGCAUUUAAGAGAUAUUUGGCUGGGAUUUUUCUUGACAUAUUGACCUUUCUCCCACAAUACACCUCCUCCCUUUGAGUGGGAGGCAGGAAACAUAGCUCAUCCAAAUAGAUAUAUGUAUAAUGAAUUAAAAAAGGAAAAAGGAAAACUGUGAUUUGUAAUUAAAAAUUAAUUGGAAGUGGAUUUUCUCUAGUAUGUAUGUAGUUUGUGUUUAGGCUCCUUCUGCAGCCACUGUAUAGUUAAAAAAACAAACAACUCCCAGAAGCUCUUUAUAUCGUAGAUGAUGCUCUCCUCUCUCUGGCGAUUCCUCUUGAAGUGCAAUAUAUCUCUCUCUUUCUCUCUCUCUCAAACUCUUGGUUAUAAAUCUCUAAAUUAAUGCAGUAAUGGUUUAAAGGUUGUUGUUCUUUAAGUGAGGGAGGGUCUUUCUCUUACUUCAUGAUCAGAAUCACUGUGGUAUUCUAAUAAAUCAAGCAGAUUUUGAUUUAGCCAACCUUCCCUUUGAAGUAGGCCACACUCACACCCUCUUAAGCUUGACAGAACCCCAACAGGAGGGAGACUUAAAUAUUUAUUUAUGUGCUGGGUUAAGAUUUGCUCUGGUAGUGAUGGAGCCAAUUCACUCACCCACCACAACCAAUCAUGCUGAAGAGAUGAAAGAGAUGUUUAGUUGGAGGCACUGUUAUGCAGUGGUUCAGCUCCUUCCUCCUGCAUCAUGUCCAGAAAGGAGUGGGAAGUGAAUGGACUCCUGGGCACUCACUUGUGGGGUGCCUCAGGUUUCUGUCCUCUCUCCCCCAUGCUUUUUCACACUGAAACCACUGGUAGAGAUCAUCAGGGGGUUUGAGCUAGAUGUUCACCAUAUGUGGAUGAUACCCAGCUUUACCUCCUGUUUAAAUCAGAACGAAUGAAGGUGGUAAACAUACUAUGCGGGUGUCCAGAGGCAGUUGGGGGAUGGAUGGCAGCUAAUGGAUUGAGGUUGAAUUUUCACAAGACAGAUGUACUGUUUCUGGGGGACAGAGGGUGGGCAGGUGCAGGGAAUUCCCUGGUUCUGAAUGGGGUAACUGGACUCCUUAGACCAGGUGUGCAGCCUGGGAGUCAUUUUGGACUCACUGCUGUCCAUUGAGGCAUAGAUCAACACUGUCCAGGGCAGCUGUCUUAUCAACUCCAUCUGGUACACAGGCUGAGACCCUAUCUGCCUGCACACUGUCUCGCCAGAGUGGUACAUGCUCUGGUUUUCUCCCGCUUGGACUACUGCAAUGUGCUGUAUGUGGGGCUACCUUUGAAGGUGAUUCAGAAGCUACAACUAAUCCAGAAUACGGCUGCCAGACUGGUGAUGGGGAGCAGCUUCUGGGGCCAUAUAACACUGGUCCCAAAUUAUAUCUACAUUGGCUCCCAGUACGUUUCCAAGCACAAUUCAAAGUGUUGGUGCUUUAAAGCCCUAAACGGCUUUGUCCCUGCAUACCUGAAGGAGCAUCUCCACUUCCAUCAUUCAGCCCAGACACUGAGAUCCAGCUCUGAGGGCUUUCUGGUGGUUUCCUCACUGCGAGAAGUGAGGUUGGAGGGAACCAGGAAGAGGGCCUUCUCAGCAGUGGCACCCUCCCUCUGGAAUGCUCUUCCAUCAGAUGUCAAAGAAAUAAACAAUUAUCUGACUUUUAGACGACUUCUGAAGGCUGCCCUCUAUAGGGAAUUUUAAAUGUUUGAUCUUAAUUGUGUUUUAAUUUGUUGGAAGCCACCCAGAGUGGCUGGGGUAACCCAGUCAGAUGGGCAGCAUAUAAAUAAAUCAUGAUGAUUAUUACUGAUUUAUUAAUAUUGACUGGAGUGUUUAUGGGUUAAAUCCACAUAUUUGGAAUCUGGAAAGCCUUAAAUAUGUGAUGAAGGGAUUACUUGUGUUCAGGAGGAAUUGUUAACGAUCCACAUUCAAGAGCCCUGGACUUUUUGCUGACAGUGUGAUGAUGGCUGCUUCUUUUUUUACCUUCCAAGUCUUCUCAAAUACUUGUGCCCCACUGGCCAUUCUGCCCUUUUUGUGCAGCUGUCUCUGAUUCUGUGUCUUUUCAUGUGGACCCGCCAAAACAUGUUCUCAGCUCAAGAGGUUUUCCUUGGCACAGAGAGCCUUCUCCCUGUCCUCUCUAAAUGUUAGAAUCAACACACUGUACAUUCUUUAAAAAAUAAAAUAUUUUGUGCUCUGAAGCACGUUUCACAA
Podarcis raffonei (Aeolian wall lizard) is the source of this 10098-nucleotide messenger RNA. RefSeq names its product SEC16 homolog A, endoplasmic reticulum export factor (gene SEC16A). Gene Ontology annotation, cellular component: endoplasmic reticulum exit site; ER to Golgi transport vesicle membrane. The record is from RefSeq and is a predicted model, not a curated record. NCBI's taxonomy places the organism in Eukaryota, Metazoa, Chordata, Lepidosauria, Squamata, Lacertidae. Bases 216 to 7427 code for a protein of 2403 amino acids. Gene Ontology annotation, biological process: autophagy; COPII vesicle coat assembly; Golgi organization. The transcript is spliced from 32 exons.